Onthophagus taurus is the source of this 1384-nucleotide messenger RNA. Its product is annotated as RNA-binding protein cabeza-like. The record is from RefSeq and is a predicted model, not a curated record. Lineage: Eukaryota; Metazoa; Arthropoda; Insecta; Coleoptera; Scarabaeidae.
AGUUCGAUCUUGACAUCUAUCGCAAGUACAGAGAAGAUGAAGGUUCUGAUCAUAAUGAUGUCUCUUGCCUUCGUGGCAAUAGCUACUCAACCAAAAAAACGAGGCAUUGAUUCUGGUUAUGGAUCAAGUGGAGGUGGUGGAUCUUAUGGAUCGUCGGGUGGAGGAAGUUCAUAUGGAUCGUCCGGAGGUGGAUAUGAUGGUGGUUCUAUAGAUAUUGGAAGCAGUGGUCAUGGAGGUGGAGAUAUUGGAGGAGGAUUUGGGGGUGGAUCUGGAGGGGGAUACGGGGGAGGAUCUGGAGGAGGAUAUGGAGGAGGAUACGGGGGUGGAUUUGGAGGAGGUUUUGGAGGAGGAUUUGGAGCUGGAGGUGGAGGAGGCGGUGGAGGAGAUGGUCAAAUUGUUUCUGUUGAAGACAACGGAAGAGUUAAUCAUGUCACUCUUCAUAGAGAAGUUCCAGUUCACACUGCUGUCCCGAUUCCAAUUCCAAUUGAAAAGAAAGUACCUUACAUCGUAAAAGUUCCAGUGGCUAUUAAAGUAGACAAACCAGUUCCGGUUCAUGUCGCUAAACCAUACAAAGUUCUCAUCGAGAAACCAGUACCUUUCCCAGUUGAAAAAACCAUUAAAGUACCAGUCAAUGUGCCAGUCAAAAUUCCCGUUCCCGUAAAAGUUGCCAUUCCAGUUCCAAAACCAUUCCCUGUAAAAGUCUCGAAACCCGUUGCUGUUCCAAUCCACGAAACCGUCUAUGUUAAAAAACCAGUACCAGUAAUCGUUCAAUUAGGACAUGGAGGUGGUGGAGGAUCUGGAGGAUUCGGAGGUGGUUUUGGAGGUGGAUUCGGAGGCGGUUACGGCGGAGGACAUGGAGGGAGCUUUGGGGGAUCGAUUGGUGGCGGUCAUGGAGGAGGCUUUGGAGGUUCUAUCGGAGGAUCUAGUGGAGGAAGCUUUGGAGGUGGCCAUGGAGGAGGUUUUGGCGGAUCGAUUGGAGGAGGCCAUGGUGGAAGUAUUGGAGGCGGUUACGGGGGAUCUGUUGGAGGUGGCCAUGGAGGAAGCUUUGGAGGUUCUAGUGGAGGAAGUUUCGGAGGUGGCCAUGGAGGAGGUUUUGGAGGUUCUUCUUCGUACGGCGGUAGCUCUGGUGGAUUCAGCAGCAGCGGAGGCGGAUACCACUAAGAAGAAAUCGACCAUGACACUUGUGAUAUAAUCUUAAUAAGAAUCUCAAAUUGUGGAUAGCUUUCAUUCUAAUUAUAGGUGAAAGAAUUUCCACUCGACUGAACUCUGUUACCACAGUAUAAUUGUAUUUUACUAGUUUUUUUGUUGUUACUUAGAAUUUCUUUAUGAUACAGUAUUACAUAGCUAAAUGGAUUUUGUUUUUGAAUAAAGAUUGAUUUAUUUC